AUGACCGCAACAGUCGAUACCACCGGUGCACUUGCCUCUGCAAGUAUAAGUCGGGAGAACACACUCGCCGAGAUACCUCUCUCGGAACUCAACAACCCCGAGAAUGAUGGCCAAGAGAACAAGCUGCUUCCUGAGGAGCUCGAUGACCCAGCGUUGGAGGACGAGUACCCGAUUGGGUUCAGGCUUGUUGCCAUCCUCAUCGGGUGUAUCGCUGCCAUGUUCCUUGCCAACCUGGACAUGACGAUAGUAGCGACAGCCAUCCCACGCAUAACAGACGAGUUCCACUCCCUCUCUGAUGUAGGGUGGUACGGUUCUGCUUUCUUCCUCACCGUAGCUUCGUUCCAGAGCACCUGGGGCAAAGUGCUCAAGUAUUUCCCACUCAAGGCUGGUGUCAUCGGUGCAAUCGCGGUGUUCGAGCUUGGUAGCUUGGUAUGCGCUGUAGCACCAAACAGCGCAACGCUCAUUGUAGGCCGCGCCAUAGCCGGUCUCGGCGCAGGCGGCAUCGUAGCUGGAGACUAUACGAUCAUCGCCUUCUCUGCUCCUCCUCGGCGACGUACACUAUACACCAGCUUCCUAGGCAUCACAUACGGCAUCGCGUCUGUUGUCGGUCCGCUUGUUGGAGGUGUCUUUACCGACAACUUGACAUGGCGCUGGUGCUUCUGGAUCAACCUCCCCAUAGGCAGCUUCGCGGCACUCAUCAUCUUCCUCUUCUUCCACACGCCCAGUGCAGCCAAAACUGUGGAAGCAAGCGCAUGGGAAAAGCUCCUCCAACUCGAUUUUCCGGGCACGUUUACCCUCAUGGGUGCGGUGGUGUGCUACCUCCUCGCUCUGCAAUGGGGGGGCGCGACAGUCCCAUGGAGUGACCCAAAGACAUAUGGCCUGCUUGUCGGGUUUGGUUUGUUGAUGUUUGCGUUCGCCCUGAUCGAGUGGAAGAUGGGCGAGCGGGCAGCUGUGAUUCCCCGUCUUCUCAGGCAGCGCACAGUGCUAUUCUGUUCCAUCUACGACGCCUUCCUACAAGGCGGGUUUUUCCUCCUCGUUUACUACAUACCCAUCUACUUCCAAUCAAUCGACAACACCUCUGCCGCCCUCUCUGGCAUGCGCAACCUCCCGCUCAUCCUCUCUCUCGCCAUAUUUCAGCUUCUUACGGGGACACUCACCCGCAUAUGGGCGCAGUACGUUCCCCUACUCAUAGUUGGUGCCGCUGUAGCCACCGUAGGCGCUGGCCUGCUCUGGUCCCAGGAUAUAGGCACAGGUGCGGGGGAAUGGAUAGGCUACCAGAUCCUGGUCGGUGUCGGCGUAGGGAUCAGCAUCCAGAUCCCUGUCGUUGCUGCCCAGUCAAGAGUGCCCGUCUCCGACCUAGCACCGGUAACAGCCAUGGUGAUCUUCUUCUCCACCUUAGGCAGUGCAAUGUUCAUCUCUGCUGGCCAGGCCGUGUUCUCCAACACGCUCAUCUCCUCUCUCGCCCAGACAGCGCCAAGCGCCGAUCCUCUCCUCGUCAUCGGCACGGGCGCAACCUCCCUCCAGCAAGUCUUUGCCCCGGACGUCCUGCCAGGUAUCCUUAGAGCUUACAUGGAUGGGCUGAAAGCUGCUUUCGUGGUUGCAAUUGCUGUUCUUGGGUUGGCAACGGUAUCCGGUGUGUUUGUAGAGUGGAAGACAUUCGAGAGUGCGAGGGAUGAUGAGAAGGAUGGGGAUGCUUAGAUACUGUCUUUCUGACCGGACGGGAGAUAGGAUAUGCCUCGUACGACUUCCUUGAUAAUCACUGAGCGAACAACAUCGGCUGUUUGCAUCGAAU
Messenger RNA from Dacryopinax primogenitus, 1792 nucleotides. RefSeq names its product gliotoxin efflux pump. Gene Ontology annotation, biological process: transmembrane transport. The transcript has 5 exons. Lineage: Eukaryota; Fungi; Basidiomycota; Dacrymycetes; Dacrymycetales; Dacrymycetaceae. Gene Ontology annotation, molecular function: transmembrane transporter activity. Bases 1 to 1698 code for a protein of 565 amino acids. The record is from RefSeq and is a predicted model, not a curated record.